Molecule: messenger RNA, 1026 nt
Organism: Staurois parvus
Lineage: Eukaryota; Metazoa; Chordata; Amphibia; Anura; Ranidae
Source: the annotation of a GenBank genome assembly
AUGCCAUUCCCCUUUGGGAAGUCCCACAAGUCUCCUGCAGACAUAGUGAAGAACCUAAAGGAAAGCAUAGCUGUAUUGGAGAAACAGGACAUUUCGGACAAGAAAGCUGAGAAGGCAACUGAAGAAGUGUCAAAAAAUCUUGUGGCUAUGAAGGAGAUCUUGUAUGGCACAAAUGAGAAGGAACCUCAGACCGAAGCUGUGGCCCAGCUUGCUCAAGAACUGUACAACAGUGGACUCCUGGGAACUCUGGUUACUGACCUGCAGCUCAUAGACUUUGAGGGAAAAAAGGAUGUGGCUCAAAUCUUCAACAACAUUUUACGAAGACAAAUUGGCACACGUACCCCAACUGUGGAAUAUAUAUGCACCCAGCAGAAUAUUCUCUUUAUGUUAUUAAAAGGGUACGAGUCCCCUGAAAUUGCUUUGAAUUGUGGGAUCAUGCUGCGGGAAUGUAUCAGGCACGAACCACUUGCCAAAAUAAUUUUGGGUUCCGAACAGUUUUAUGACUUCUUCCGAUAUGUGGAGAUGUCAACGUUUGAUAUCGCUUCCGAUGCCUUUGCAACUUUUAAGGACCUAUUGACUAGACACAAGCUCCUGAGUGCUGAAUUUCUUGAGAAUCAUUAUGACAAGUUCUUCAGUGAAUAUGAAAAGUUGUUGCACUCAGAAAACUAUGUGACAAAGAGACAGUCAUUGAAGUUACUUGGUGAACUUCUCCUGGACCGACACAACUUCACUAUCAUGACAAAGUAUAUCAGUAAACCUGAAAACCUCAAGCUGAUGAUGAACCUGCUUCGUGACAAAAGCCGCAACAUUCAGUUUGAAGCUUUCCAUGUGUUUAAGGUAUUUGUAGCCAACCCAAACAAAACACAGCCUGUCCUGGAUAUUCUCCUAAAGAACCAGAGCAAGCUUAUUGAAUUCCUCAGCAAGUUUCAGAAUGACCGCACUGAAGAUGAGCAAUUUAAUGAUGAGAAAACCUACCUAGUGAAACAGAUCCGGGAUCUGAAAAGACCCACACAGCAAGAACCCUGA